AUGAAUUCUAAAAAAUCUUCACCUAAAAUAAAUAAAGUAUUGCCGAUUGAAGAUCUUUCGUGGGCGCUCUAUGCCAUGUUCUUUGAGGGCCCAUAUAAUCAUUUUAAGAAGACAUUUGAUGCACGUACUGAUCUAUUGGUGAUGACACAUUCUACGUCACUUGUUCAUUUUUAUCAGUUGAGUGGCAUCUGCGUGUAUCAGGAUGAAAAGUACUUAAUCAAAUGGGCGGCAGAUAAUCCAAAUUCGGCAUAUGCAAGAGCUUUUCUGAUUACGGAGCCGGAAGUUAAAGUUGGUAUCAAUGCCCUUUCAAAAGUAGUGGGAUCACGUUAUCUUGACUUUGUGAGAGAAAACCUGCAAAAAAUCCAGAGAGGAAAAAAGGCUGAUAAGGAAUCCAAAGAACUACAAACCAAAACAGAGAAGAAUUCCACAAUCUUUUCAAACCUUUCAGAAACAAUAACUGAACGAGUCAGAGCCAUUGUAAAAGGUAGACCAAUAGAUACAGAAGAUAAGGUAAAACUAUACAUAAAUCUCGCGGAUAUGGGCAGAAAUCCGGACAUGUUCGAAGAGCCUGAGAGUAAGACUAGUUUUUCCAAAAAAGAAGAAGCUUCUAUUAAUUACAUCUAUAAACGUCGUUUGACGAUGGGAAUUACAAAUUGCGUUAUUGACGCUACUCAGCAGCUUGUUAAAUUGCAAUACGAAUACAGUCAUCCACAAAAAGCCCCAACCCUGGAACGUGAACUACUUGGUCGUGUCGCAUCACUGAUGCUUGGAUAUGGGUAUCCCUACCAUCCUGAUGCUCGCCCUUCAUCAAAAUGGUAUCUCUCGCCAAAGGUGAUCGUCAAAUUUCUUCUGGCAAACGAAGAUGCCUUUGAAUCUAUGUACAACUCGCCUGAAGAAGAAUAUGAAUGGGAAGCUUUACUUGAUCCUCGGAUGCUAGAAUCACCGUUUGUCAUGCGCAUCUGGUCCUUGAGCAAAUCUAGCAAUUUCAGCUCAGUGUCAAAUUUUCUCAAACGGCUUGAAGAUGCAACACGCGACAACGAGGAUGCAUAUAUAAUAAGGUUUCUUGCCGACGAACGUUUCAAUUGGCAGCCAGACCAGGAUAACCUGCAAAGAAGAUUAAAUGCUUUAAAAGAUGAUAUAAUCAAAUAUCGUAAAUGGCAUUAUUAUCUUGAAGCAUACAUCAAAGUUGCGGGAGUGGUCUUAAUGGGUAACGAUGACAUAAUACCUGAAAUAAAUUUUGAUGAGGAAGUUACUAACGAGCUUGAUGAAUCUGCGGAUGAGGAUGAUGAAUGA
Messenger RNA from Ambispora leptoticha, 1293 nucleotides. The record is from the annotation of a GenBank genome assembly. NCBI's taxonomy places the organism in Eukaryota, Fungi, Glomeromycota, Glomeromycetes, Archaeosporales, Ambisporaceae.